CCACUACAAUAUGUAUAUAUAGAUGCAUGUGUAUAUAACACUGAGCACAAAUGUAUUCACCCAUAUCAUUUAGUUUAUUCAUGUCAGUGGACCUCAAUCAAUAAGCAUCCAAAAUGUCCUCCUAUCGUUCUAGCAUGUCUUCACAAAUCAGUCGCCCUGGUUUUAGCAGUUUUUCAGCCUUUGGGUCAGGUUCUGGAGGUGGUUUUGUCAGUAGCUCCAGUGGAGGUGGUGGCUAUGGUGGUAGUUUUGGUAGUGGCUAUGGUGGUGGCUUUGGUAGCGGCUAUGGUGGUGGUUUUGGUAGCGGCUAUGGAGUAGGCUUUGGUGGCGGAGCUGGAGGUGGUCUUGCCAUCAGCUCCAGCGGUGGAUAUGGAAUGGUUGCAUCUGGCGGCAAUUAUGGAAGUUUUUCUGGAAAUGAAAAACAAACCAUGCAGAACCUCAAUGAUCGCCUAGCUUCCUACCUGGAUAAAGUCAGGGAAUUAGAGGCAUCUAACAGCAGCCUGGAGUUGAAGAUUCGAGAGUGGUAUGAAAAACAAGUUAGUGUUGGCAUUUCUGCAACUGGCAAAGAGAGCCGCAAGCAAUUUGAUAUCAUUGAAGAUCUGAAGAACAAGAUUCUUGCAGCAACGAUUGAUAACUCACGUCUGAUUUUGCAAAUUGACAAUGCAAGGCUGGCUGUUGAUGACUUCAGAUUGAAGUACGAGAAUGAGUUGGCUCUACGUCAGAGUGUGGAUGCAGAUAUCAAUGGUCUUCGAAGGGUGAUGGAAGAUUUGGGUCUAUCCCGAGGUGACCUCGAAAUUCAGAUUGAGAGCUUAACUGAAGAGUUGGCUUAUAUGAAGAAGAAUCAUCAAGAGGAAGUUGCUGUCCUUAAUCAAAGUGCUGCUGGACAAGUGAAUGUUGAGAUGGACGUGGCUCCCGGUGUGGACCUGACAAAGAUUCUCAAUGAUAUGAGGGCAGACUAUGAAGCCCUGGCCGAUAAGAACCGUCGGCGUGCAGAAGAAUUGUUCAUCCAAAAGAGCAAUGAAUUAAAGCAGGAAAUAUCUGUUGGAGUGGAGCAAGUACAGACGAGCAAGAGUGAAAUCUCUGACUUGAGACGUAAUCUUCAGGGUUUGGAAAUCGAGUUGCAAUCCCAUCUGGCAAUGAAAGCAUCCCUUGAAGGCACCCUGGCUGAAUCAGAAGGUCGUUAUGGCGCACAGCUCCAACAAAUACAAUUCACAAUAAGUUCUCUAGAAGAACAGCUAUUCCAAAUCAGGUCAGAUAUGGAAAGGCAGAGCCAGGAGUAUAAUCAACUUCUGGACAUCAAGAACAGGCUGGAGAUGGAAAUUGAAACAUACCGUCGCCUCAUAGAUGGUCAGCUUGGACAAUACUCGUCCUCUAACUCUUCGUCCGCCUCCUUGUCCUCUUCGUCCGCCUCCUUGUCCUCUUCGUCCGCAUCCGCCUCAGCUUCAUUAUCAAGAGCAAUGUCAUCGUCAUCAUCAAGAUCAGCGUCAUCUUCUUUGGAGUCGUCAGCAGUAAAAAAAGUUGAUCAGAACAAAACAAGAAUUGUCAAGACAAUCAUUGAAGAAAUGAUUGACGGACAUGUUGUCUCUUCAAGCAUCCAAGAAGUUGAAGAAAAGAUGAAAUAGUGAAAUUUUAUUAUGGCUUGAAAUCAAACUUGUUUCCUGUAAAGAGCAAUUAUAUUGUUACAACAUUCCAAUUACAUUAUGAUAUCCAAAUUUAACGGGACACUCCAGACCCCUAAAGCACUUCAGCUUGCUAAAGUGCUUUAUAUGUGAAGAGUGUAUCCUUUAUUUUCCAUUUUACAGAAACUAAAGAUUUCACAAAAAAUUGGCACUUUUAUAAAUUAACCUUGAUACGCCCUCCCCUC
This is a messenger RNA of Pelobates fuscus (common spadefoot toad), 1861 nucleotides long. Its product is annotated as keratin, type I cytoskeletal 47 kDa-like. The coding region runs from base 114 to 1619 and encodes 501 amino acids. NCBI's taxonomy places the organism in Eukaryota, Metazoa, Chordata, Amphibia, Anura, Pelobatidae. Gene Ontology annotation, molecular function: structural molecule activity. Gene Ontology annotation, biological process: epithelial cell differentiation; intermediate filament organization. The record is from RefSeq and is a predicted model, not a curated record. The transcript is spliced from 8 exons. Gene Ontology annotation, cellular component: cytoskeleton.